Messenger RNA from Oncorhynchus kisutch (coho salmon), 5291 nucleotides. Its product is annotated as asparagine synthetase [glutamine-hydrolyzing]. The record is from RefSeq and is a predicted model, not a curated record. Gene Ontology annotation, cellular component: cytosol. The coding region runs from base 138 to 1826 and encodes 562 amino acids. Gene Ontology annotation, molecular function: asparagine synthase (glutamine-hydrolyzing) activity. NCBI's taxonomy places the organism in Eukaryota, Metazoa, Chordata, Actinopteri, Salmoniformes, Salmonidae. The transcript is spliced from 12 exons.
GCAAGUCACGCCCCUCCCAGUUCAGUUAAGGACGUAGUCAUCACUACGGUGUACAGAAGUUCUGUCGCUGCAUCAUUUCAGGCGCUGAGGAGAAUACUAUUAAUUCACCCCUUUUGUGUCAACGACAAAGCCCCAGGAUGUGUGGUAUAUGGGCCUUGUUUGGCAGUGAUGAGUGCCUGUCGGUUCAGUGCACCAGCGCUAUGAAGAUUGCCCACCGGGGCCCUGACGCCUUUCGCUUUGAGAACAUCAACGGCUUCACUAACUGUUGUUUCGGCUUCCAUCGCCUGGCUAUUGUAGACCAGCUGUAUGGCAUGCAGCCCAUCCGCAUCAAGAAGUUCCCCUACCUCUGGCUUGUCUACAACGGAGAAAUCUACAACCACCAUACGCUGAAGGAGCAGUUUGAGUUUACUGACUAUCAGACCAAAGUAGAUGGUGAGAUCCUGCUUCACCUGUAUGAGCGCUUCGGCAUUCAGAAGAUGGCGUCCCUAUUGGAUGGAGUGUUUGCCUUCGUCCUCCUGGACACAGCCAAUAGGAAGGUUUUCCUGGGGAGGGAUACGUAUGGCGUGCGGCCUUUGUUCAAACUACUGACUGACGACGGCUUCCUGGCUGUGUGCUCUGAGGCAAAAGGUCUGACUGAUAUCACCCACUCAAUGUCCUCACCUCCUAAGAUCACUCCAUUCCUCCCAGGACACUUUGAGGUGUUUGACCUGAAGCCCACAGGGAAGGUAGGGUCUAUUCAGAUGGACCGCUUCCACUGCUGCACCCAGGAGCCCAACCACGCUGCCUAUGACACAGUAGAGAGGCUCCCCUCAGGCUUUGUCCCAGAGACAGUGAAGAGCAACAUCCGGUCUUUGUUUGAGAACGCUGUCCGGAAACGCCUCAUGGCCCACAGGAGGAUCGGCUGUCUUCUCUCAGGUGGUUUGGACUCUAGUCUGGUGGCAGCUACGCUGGUUAAACUGGCCAAAGAGGAGAAGUUGAAGUACCCCAUCCAGACCUUCGCUAUCGGGGCUGAAGACAGUCCAGACAUUCUGGCUGCUCGCAAGGUGGCGUCCUACAUCGGCAGUGAGCACCACGAGGUGAACUUCACCCCUGAGGAGGGUCUCAAAGCCGUGGAGGAGGUCAUCUUUCACCUGGAGACCUAUGACAUUACCACCAUACGCGCCUCUGUCGGCAUGUACCUAGUGUCAAAGUACAUCCGUGAGAAGACUGACAGUGUGGUGAUCUUCUCUGGGGAAGGCUCUGACGAGCUGACACAAGGAUACAUCUACUUCCACAAGGCUCCCACUCCCAAGGCAGCAGCAGAGGACAGUGUUCGUCUGUUGAAGGAGCUGUACCUGUUUGACGUGCUCAGAGCAGACCGCACCACCUCUGCACACGGUCUAGAGCUGAGAGUGCCUUUCCUGGACCACAGGUUCACAGCGUACUACCUCUCCCUGCCUGAGGAGAUGAGGCAACCUAAGGAUGGAGUGGAGAAGCACCUCCUCAGAGACUCAUUUAAAGGUCUGAACCUGAUCCCAGACGAGAUCCUAUGGCGGCGUAAAGAGGCCUUCAGUGACGGAAUGAUGUCUGUCAAGAAGUCCUGGUACAACAGCCUGCAGGACCAGAUGGAGUCUGAGGUGAACGACUUCCAGCUGGAGAAGUCUCCUAAGACGUUCCCGUUCCUCCCUCCCAGAACCAAAGAGGCGUACUUCUACCGCCAGGUGUUUGAGAAGCUUUACCCGGGCCAGGCUGAGUGGCUCAGCCACUACUGGAUGCCCCGCUGGAUCAAUGCUACAGACCCCUCAGCCAGAACCCUCUCCAUCUACAAGCCUGACAAGGACCAGUGAUACAGAAACAACAGUGGCUCUUUUCCAGUGUCCUCACUUGCGUAGCACUUAGAGUGAAGCAGUCUAUUGAGCAUGCAUGCAUUCUAAGUGGUAUGCUAGUAUGGAUAUUGGAACGUAGACUGUGUCAGCUGUCAAUCACUUGUGCCAUUAUUACUACACCUCAUCUUCACACCAUUACUACACCUCCCCUUCACCACAUACCUAUCUGGAAACAGUCUGAUGCUAAAGUUGUGAUUUUUAUGGAAUUCUGGGUAACGAUUAGGCUUACUUUUCAUGCAAAUGGUCACGGUUAUUGUAAUUUUUGUUUAAAAAUGGUUUUGACCUUGUAACGCUUCAUAAUGCAUCUUUAGAUAAGACAUCUAAUUAGCUACGAUAAACCUAAUGAAUUGAACACAGCAUUGGUGACAUUCCUGUUUCAAAAACGAAUGGAUUUGACCUUUUGGAAAUGAAACUUCUCCGAACCGUGCCAUUCCGCUCAUAAAAUGAUUACCAACUUUACCCAUUUCAUUUAAAACUGCUAUUGGGUAAAUUAUUUCUACUUGAAUAUAAAGUUGAAUCCCCCAUUCUCCUGAAACUUGAAUCUAAAGUUGAAUCCCCCUUUUCCUAAAAUGAAUUUAUUAAGACUAUUUUUUUAGUUCACGUUAUUGACCAUAAUUGUCGGUUACACAAUUAUGCGAUAAUUAUGGCAGCUCUAUUGAGGAAUCAUCAAGCUCUAGUACUUAACCACUGUUUCGGGGCGGCAGGGUAGCCUAGUGGUUAGAGCGUUGGACUAGUAACCGAAAGGUUGCAAGUUCGAAUCCCCGAGCUGACAAGGUACAAAUCUGUCGUUCUGCCCCUGAACAGUCAGUUAACCCACUGUUCCUAGGCCGUCAUUGAAAAUAAGAAUUUGUUCUUAACUGACUUGCCUGGUUAAAUAAAGGUAAAAAGAAAAAGAAACUGUUAAUUACAGUUACAGGGUCAGUACUGAUUUGGGAAACUGCUGUUUCACUAGGAAUAGUUGAUAAUGUUGGAAGACUGGAAUGAUUCUGUAGGCCAUCUAUCUGGAAUUCAGUAGCACUACUGUAAUGCUUUCAUUGAUUACAUAGUACAUAUUAUUAUAUCUAAAUUACAUACAUAUUUUAACAGCUUCAGACAUUGGCUAAACCUUAACAUGAUAUUUAACUAUUCCUAAUGAGUGCUUUUUUCUGUCAUUUACAUUAAGUUAGAUGCGUAUAACCGGUACUGCAAUUGUCCUUUUGCCUCUUACCCAGACAGGGAGUAGGCUGUAAUAGGUUCAAUUCCGUGCAAGAAGAUGUCUUGAUUAUGUCACAGGCGACAAUAGACAGGAUAGCUUUUAGGUAUAGAUCAGUUGCGGUCAGUGCCGUUCUAUUUCAGCAUGUUGGAUGACUGUCAUUCAUAUUCCAUUCAGCCAGUUCAAUGUAACAGCGAUAGGUUCAGACUACUACGUGCUUCUCAUAUUUUCCCUUUACCCAUCAUGAGGCUGCUACAACCUAGCCUAUGAAUUAACGUUUAUAACGUAGCUGCACACAGGUCUAGAGAUAUAUUUGAGGUGACAGAUGGUGACAUUCAAUACCGCCUUGUACACUCUGUCCUGCAUCUAGCUGAUAUAGGACGUAAUCAUUGGUCCAACAGUUGAAAACAGCACCCCCGCCUAGACUGGAGGGUAACACCCUGCAUGGCCUGGGUCUCUCAUAUGGACUGUCACUAUCAGUGACACUUGCGAUGUCUAACAAUGACACAACUCUGUUUCUCCCCGUUUUGUUCCGUUUGCUUACUUUUUAAGAAACGCGUUUCAACAGAAUCCGCGGAAUGAAUACACCACUCAUCACGCUCAUCACGCACAGCCCCGUAUUUCUUCUCGCAUCUGCGCGCUCCUCUUCCCGUCGCUUGUGGACUUCAAUGCACAACACAUCAGCUGUAUGUGAUCAGGCAAAAAAAACUUUCCAAGCCAAACCACCACAUACAGCCUGCAUCGUUGUCCCCAUAUUAGCUAAAGUAACGUCCUCGUCAACAUGGCUAAUAGAACUAAUGCGUUAGUAAACCCACUACAAUCAUGCAGUACCUUUACAGUGUCGGGCCCCGGUGGCAAUACAUUAGUAAAACCACAAGCUUACCUUGACUUGGAAGAGUUCCAGUGUUGUGUUAGAUAGUCAUAGCCAGCUAGCUAACAUAGCAUCCUGCUGUUUGGCGGAGUGUUUCAGUAGGCUAAACUAGCUAGCUGCAUUUACUAGCUAAAAAACGACAAUCUCUCUCUAUAUACACUUCUCUCUUGCUUCUCCUGCAAAUUGAAGAAAUUAAUUUGUUCAAAACUGUUCAACUAUUGUCUUUCUCUCUCUUUGAGUCAACUACGCACCACAUGCACUGCAGUGCUAGCUAGCUAUAGCUUAUGCUUUCAGUACUAGAUUAAUUAUCUGAUUCUUUGAUUGGGUGGACAACAUGUCAUUUUGUAUUUGUAUUGAUUAUGGAUCCCCAUUGCUGCAAGAGCUCUGAUAGGUAGGAGGACAUCCUCCAGAGGUUGUUAUAAUUACUAUGUAAGUCUAUGGAAGGGGUUGAGAACCAUGAGCCUCCUAGGUUUUGUUUUGAAGUCGAUGUACCCAGAGGAGGACUGAAGCUAGCUGUCCUCCUGCUACACCUUGGUGCUACCCUACAGAGUGCUGCUGAGUCUACUGUAGACCUUCUUUGCAAAAUAGUGUUUUAAUCAAUUCUUUGGUGAGUGAUUAUAUUUAUUAUAAUAUUGUUUCAUCUAAAAAAUUAUUACUUUAAAAAGUUUUACUUAAAAAAAAAAUGAAAUUCACUGAGGAUGGUUCUCCCCUUCCGCCUCUGAGGAGCCUCCCCUGGUAUAGAUGGUAUAGACAUUCUCCUGUUCUUUACCCAACCUGAUAAAGAGAAGUACCCCAAUUCAACUCAUGUCUUAUAAACAUUUUAAAUGUCAACAGAAUUAUGAUGAAACUUUGUAAUGCUUUGAUGCCUUGAUCAAUCCCCAAGGUUCUUUCUUUGAACAUUUCUUAUUGAAAAGGAUAAUGCUCAACACUCACUCACCAUUAAAAAAGUAGUAUUUUAUUGAAUAUUGAAGCAACUAUAAAAGCUUGACUAUUGGGCCAUAAUCAUAACAACAUGUUUUCACCCCCCCAAUCAGAGCAAAGACCAUGACAUGGUGUAAUAGUGGUCUAUAAACCAUAAUAAAGUGUGUGUGCGUGGAUGUGUGUUUUUGUAUUUAUGUGAGGGUUCUUGUGUGAGUGUGUCGUUGAGAUAACAAUAGAAUGUGUUACAGAUUGAAUGUCAAGCUGGGAACAACAUGAUUCAAUUGAAGACAAAACAUACUUGAGACAGACUCGUAUAAUGGACUGAUGGAAAUGUAUGAAACUACAGCAUUGGAUGUCUAAAGCGAUGUACAUAAUGCUAUGUGUCUGUCUACUGUAUUUCAUCCUAACCACUACUGAUAUAAAAAGUGCCCCAUACCCUUGA